Anopheles stephensi (Asian malaria mosquito) is the source of this 1534-nucleotide messenger RNA. Its product is annotated as chaperone protein DnaJ 2-like. Gene Ontology annotation, molecular function: protein-folding chaperone binding. NCBI's taxonomy places the organism in Eukaryota, Metazoa, Arthropoda, Insecta, Diptera, Culicidae. Bases 296 to 1252 code for a protein of 318 amino acids. The record is from RefSeq and is a predicted model, not a curated record. The transcript is spliced from 5 exons. Gene Ontology annotation, cellular component: cytosol. Gene Ontology annotation, biological process: negative regulation of transcription by RNA polymerase II.
AGGGUGGCAGUUGUCAAAGGCUAUUGUCAAAGGGACGCCCGAUUGGUGCAUCGUCUUUUCUUCUCCCCAGCACGUCAUUUCCUUCUAUUUCAACCCAAGACGUUCGAUCAUCCCUUUGCACAGAUUCAUUUCGAUCCUGGUAGGCUGCUGUGCGCAAGUGCGUUCUCGGUGUCUGUGUGUGUGUGUGCGAUUUUGCUUUGUUGGCAAUACUGUUCUUUGCACGCAUUGAAAUCUUGGGUAGUGUUUUCGGCUUUUAAAUUAUUGUAACCCAAAUUCCAAGUAAGAACCGAUCACGAUGAUUUCCGCAAGUCUGUACGCUGUGCUCGGUGUGGAGAGGGAGGCUUCGCGAAUGGACAUCAUUGCAGCCUACCAAAACUUGGCCCCGUACUGUCACCCUAAUUCGACCCUAUACGCUGCGUAUACGUUCCCGAUCGGGAAUCUUACGCAGCAGCAGUACUGGCACGCCAUUAACGAGGCGGUAGUAGUGCUAACUGUAGAAGAGCUCCGUGUGCGCUAUGACCUGAACAUGCUGCAAACCUGUUACCCUGGGAAUGCGUUUUUUGGAAAUUGUGAUGAAAUUUUUCAAUGUUACUUCCGGAAUUCGUGCUCGGUUGUAGUUGAAUCACCAUCGGUUGCAAACGGCAACCAGUGGAUCGCCCGAAACCUGGAAACCUUACGGCCGACCUCAGACAUAACCAUUACGGUGGCGGUGGAUCUGGAAGAAAUGUUUACUGGCACGCAGAAAACUCUAACCUACCCCCGGAUGCGUUACAUCGACGGGAGAAGCCUUACCCAGAUGGAAACGGUGAUCGUCACGAUAAUGCCACACAUGCGCCACGGCAUGUCGCUGCUGUUCCGCGGCCUCGGGCACGAAAAUGAGCUGGGCCAGGGUAAUUUGGUGGUAGUGUUGCACGUAAAUCCACACCCGAUCUUUAUCGUGUCCGGUAACGAUCUGCUGCACAAGAUGGCCGUACCACUGUCCAUCGCCAUGUUGGGCGGUGAGGUACGGGUGCAGACGAUCGAUUCGCAGUGGUUGACGAUUUUGGUGCAGCCGGCCAGCCAAUCGGCCCAACGGCAGGUGAUCCGUUUCGAGGGCCAAGGUUUACAUGCGUCCGGUGAUGUGCGUGGCGAUAUGAUCGUCACCAUUACAGCAACGAUCCCUAGAGUGCCGCCCCACUUGCGCUACGAUGCUCAUCGCAUUUUGCGCGCGAUAGAAGAGUACGGCAAUUGGAGUGCAAUCGACGAGCAAUAGCGCCAAACCCGUCCGCUCACCAUCUACCACACACUGUACGGCAGCACUCGCUGUUGCAUUCCGGAGCGCAGUAAACAAAAAAAAGAACAAAAUUCAUUCAUCGCGUUUUCUACACUCGACGCAUCGCCACCACCCCACCACCCCCGUUUGUAUCUUGCAUCACCCGCUCUGCACACAGUGCACACACUGACACACGAUUAGCAGUGGGGUGUAGGUAGUGACGUGAAGCUGUCCCAUUACACUGCAAGCCGCUGGGUAGUAUUAGUGCGGAUUUCCGUAAAC